UCUAAGUUUCUGACAGACAGUCCCUCACAAUACGUCAAAUACGUGAUAGUCUACUACAGUCACUAUCUGUUACAUAGCCGGCAUGAGGGGCAUCGUUUUCACCGUUCUGGGCCUGCUACCCUUGGUCUGUGGACACCCGUACUACAGGGACUAUAUCCCUAAUGGUUACGCCGUGUUUAAUCCUUGCGGCGCCAGUUACUGGGAAGCGGUAGGACACUAUGACCCUAACCAUCAUACUGUCAUGAAAAACCCAUUUGGUGUUGCUUUAAGUAACAACAACCAUAUUUGGAACGAGGCCCUGUGUCGAGCAGAUUCUGAUGGGGACGGUAAGACCAAUGGAGAGGAGUUGGGGGAUCCAAAUUGUGUGUUUACACUCGGAAGUACACCGUCUCAAGCCUCCUCGGGACAUCCAGACUGCGAGACCAUCUACAGCCAGACCUUGGCAUUUGCUAACGUUGACUGUGUGGAUAGUAUAGGUGGCAUUGUCAACGACUAUGUGGAAAAAGUGGUUAAUGAUGGCGACUGUGUCUUCCAAGCUGGGCCCGUCUUCUACAAGGGUUCCAUCAUCUUCGAAGGAACCAGCGGGGAAUACACCAUUCAUUUUUAUCUGUUCACUAAAACGAUGUGGAAUCAGAGCAUAAAAGACUUGCUGAAGAAAACCUACUUUAAAGCUCUGUUAAAGCAAUCAUCAGCAUUGUCCCUGAAAUCUGAGAGAUUGCUAGAACCCUGGAGGUGUGUUUUUCGUGGUUACAUGUCUGAGUGUUCAGACCAUAUUCAUGAAGUCAAAACGGUUGAAGAAAUGGAAAAGGUGAUGAUCACUACCUUCCUAAAUGGAGACAAGUUGUCCCGGUGGACGUUCAUGGAUAUACUGAAAGACAUGUACAUGUUUGAAGUGAGCCACGUGACUUUUCUAGCCCGAUGGGUCAAUUUCAUCGCAACGCCAAUUAACUUAAUUCUUAGCAUGAUGUUCUUAUCCCAAUUUUAUCUUAUCGGUGGUCGCCGCGAAAGCAUCAUCAAUUUGAAUGUCUCUCAUUUACUUAUCAUCGUACUUGUUGGAUCCUACAUGCGUUUAGGAACCAUUCGGAAAUGUGAACUGUGGGGGAUUACAGUCUCCAUCGUGCUUCUCUGUCUGUCCUUGACCGGAAGGUCUCUUUACAUCCGGGUGUGUGGAUACGAUUCUUGUCCGGAAGGGAUUUAUUUUUUACCUCUGGUGUUGGGUUUCUUCACAAGUCUGAUUCAGAUUUCAAGUGAUUUUCUGUAUACCGAUCCCAGCACUGGUGACAUAACUUUGGAGAUGCUGAGAGACAUGUUCUAUGGAUUCACCUUUGAUACGAGUCUGACAUUGGAUGAUCAACUCCGACAGGUUGUCUGGUUCUUCGCCUGGACAGUUCCGUCCACAUUUGUGUCAUGGGUACAACAAAUAGGAGUCCAGGUUGCCUUUGUAAUGACCAACAUUGGGUAUAGGCCUCCGGACGCGGAGACUUUCGUCAAAUAUCUCAAGAGAUGUGAACAAAACGGCUUGGACAUGUACCACAGGUUACCAAAGUCUUCAUGCGACAUCUCAAGAAUGGCGAUGACGUCACCGUGUGUUCAGGCAUUGAAGGAAUGUGGACUUUUGAGGAAACGAGAAAGUCUGACAACCAGGGAAACCCUAAAUCUCUGUGUCACCAUAAGACUCUGUUCAAUUUACUUAAGAAAAUAAUAGUGUUGGCAUAUAUUCUUCAACUUGCUUUAUCAACUUUUUACACGUACAAAUGCAACUGCUGAAAGUGUCAACGAAUUUCAUGUUGAAGUGGUGUUUUUUCCGAAUUACUUGCUAUCUAACACUAAGUUUUCUGUAUCUCUGUUUGAAUCCAUUUUCAUGAUACAGUAUAUAUGUAAAAGAAGAUUUUUAAAAAUCAAUAUGGUUUGUUCAAUAAAAUUGCCGCUUGGCCAUGGUUUACUUGUAUCUAA
Molecule: messenger RNA, 1953 nt
Organism: Magallana angulata
Lineage: Eukaryota; Metazoa; Mollusca; Bivalvia; Ostreida; Ostreidae
Exons: 5
Coding region: 83-1702 (539 amino acids)
Source: RefSeq, a predicted model, not a curated record